Messenger RNA from Acytostelium subglobosum LB1, 546 nucleotides. RefSeq lists its product as hypothetical. The transcript has a single exon. The annotation marks the transcript as partial. The record is from RefSeq and is a predicted model, not a curated record. Lineage: Eukaryota; Evosea; Eumycetozoa; Acytosteliales; Acytosteliaceae.
AUGGCCACUCUUCCUCUUCCACCAUUCCUUACAACUCUAACGUUGGGCGUUGGAUUCAAAAGAUUGAUUGAGCCCGGUAUGCUACCCAUGACACUGACAGACCUUACACUUGGGCCAGACUUCUGCCAGCCCCUCGUCCAGGACGCUCUUCCAAUCACUUUGUCAAGACUGGAGCUUCAGAGCACACGUAAAGGUUGGACGCACUGUGUCUGCCUGCCAUCACGACUCAAGACCUUGGUGUGUAGUGUCGAGGCACUUGGAGAUCUGCACAUACCAUCUGACAAUGACAUCUGUAUGCACAUAGCCUUGGCUCAUCCACCAGGUGUACCAUUACCCGAUGUCUUUUACACCAAUCGAUUGAUGGUUGAUCAUAAAGUGUUAUAUACAUUGUUUGACUAUGCUCGGAACAUCCAAACAUUCGUCGUCAAUGUAUACUUACACUUCAAUCUCUAUCAAUACAUUCUACGUCGGAUUGAUCAACACAAUGCACUAUGGAUAUCUGGCCAAUGCCCAAACAGUCGUCCAUGCUUUGUUUCAAUAAAGAAA